UGGGGUUUUUUUCUAUGGGGUUUGUCUAUGGGGUUUUUUUCUAUGGGGUUUUUUCUAUAGGGUUUCUCUGUGGGGUUUCUCUAUAGGGGCCAUGGCCGGGGGCCAGGAGGGGCCGAGCCCCCGACCCAGCGAGGAGGAGCCCGGGAGUGACGGGAGGAGCACGUCGGAAAGGGUUGUGGAUCUGCUGAAUCAGGCGGCGCUGAUCGGGAACGAGGGGAAAAUCUCCAUCCUAAAACAGGUGCAGGAGCUGAUCAUCAACAAGGACCCCACCCUGCUGGACAAUUUCCUGGAUGAAAUCAUCGCCUUCCAGGCCGACAAAUCCAUCGAGGUGCGGAAAUUCGUGGUGGGAUUCAUCGAGGAGGCCUGCAAGAGGGACAUGGAGCUGCUGCUGAAGCUCGUGGCCAACCUGAACAUGCUGCUCAAGGACGACAACGUCAACGUGGUCAAAAAAGCCAUCCUGACCAUGACCCAGCUCUACAAGGUGGCCCUGCAGUGGAUGGUGAAGUCCAAGGUGAUCAGCGAGCUGCAGGAGGCCUGCUGGGAGAUGAUGUCCUCCAUGGCCAGCGACAUCAUCCUGCUGCUGGACUCGGACAACGACGGCGUCCGCACUCACGCCAUCAAGUUCGUGGAGGGGCUCAUUGUCACCCUGUCCCCCCGCACGGCCGACUCCGACGUCCCCAAGCGGCACGAGAACGACGUCAGCCUGGAGCGCAUCCCCAGGGACCACCCCGUCAUCAAGUACAACGUGCUGUGGGAGGAAGGCAAGGCGGCUCUGGAGCAGCUCCUCAAGUUCAUGGUGCACCCGGCCAUCUCCAGCAUCAACCUGACGGCCGCGCUCGGCUCUCUGGCCACCAUCGCCCGCCAGCGGCCCAUGUUCAUGGCCGAGGUCAUCCAGGCCUACGAGACCCUCCAUGCCAACCUGCCACCCACGCUGGCCAAGUCCCAGGUGAGCAGCGUGCGGAAGAACCUGAAGCUGCACCUGCUGAGCGUCCUGCGGCACCCGUCCUCGGGCGACUUCCAGCCCCAGAUCACGACGCUGCUGGUGGACCUGGGCACGGCGCAGGCCGAGAUCGCCCGCAGCACGCCCAGCCCCCGCGACGGCCGCAAGAGGCCACGGGACGAGCCCGAUGCCACCCUCAAGAAGAUGAAGAUCGAGCCCCCCCUGGGCGAGGAUGACGAGGACAAGGACCUGGAGACGCCGGCGGUGGCCGUGGCCAAGGUGGCCGGAGCGGUCACUGUCCCCUCGGACACCGACAUCACGGCCGAGUUCCUGCAGCCCCUGCUGACCCCCGAGAACGUGGCCAACCUGGUGCUGAUCAGCAUGGUGUACCUGCCCGAGGCCAUGCCCGCCUCCUUCCAGGCCACCUACACACCUGUGGAGUCGGCCGGAACCGAGGCGCAGAUCAAACACCUGGCCAGGCUCAUGGCCACCCAGAUGACCGCGGCCGGGCUGGGGCCAGGUGUGGAGCAGACCAAGCUGCUGCGGGAGGAGCCCAAGGAGGAGAAGGUGGCCAAACCGGACGGGGCCGUGGUCAUCAAGAGACGCCUGUCGGCCCUGGGCCAGGGCCAGGCCAUCGCCGUGCUGGGAGCGCACGGCUCGCCCGGGGGGCUGCUGGACGAGACCCCCCAGGCCAAGCGCCGGCCCGAGCCCAUCAUGCCGGCCACGCAGCCACGGCUCCCAGGUGCGGGUGGCCGGAAGAAGGUGUUCCGGCUCAGCGAGGUGCUGAAGCCGCUCAGCGAGGUGCAGGUGGAGAAGCUCAAGCUCGGAGCCGUUCGGCGCAUCCUGCGCUCCGAGAGAGCCGUGGCAGCCAGCGGGGCUGCUCAGGCCCGAGUGAAGAUCCUGGCCUCGCUGGUGACGCAGUUCGAGGUUCCCCUCAAGGGCGAGGUGCUCUCCUUCAUCCUGGACGACGUCCGCGGCCGCCUGGACCUGGCCUUCGCCUGGCUCUUCCAGGAGUACAACGCUCACCUGGCGCGAGGCGGCCCCGGCGGCCUGGAGCGCUACGACGAGUGCCUGAUCGGGCUGCUGGCCGGGCUGCAGGAGAAACCUGACCAGAAGGACGGGAUCUUCACCAAGGUGGUGCUGGAGGCGCCGCUGAUCACCGAGAGCGCCCUGGAGGUGAUCCGGAAAUACUGCGAGGACGAGAGCCGCACCUACCUGGGCAUGUCCACCUUGCGGGACCUGAUCUUCAAGCGGCCCUCGCGGCAGUUCCAGUACCUGCACGUGCUGCUGGACCUCAGCUCCCACGAGAAGGACAAGGUGCGGCAGCAGGCCCUGCUGUUCAUCAAGCGCAUGUACGAGAAGGAGCAGCUCCGUGAGUACGUGGAGAAGUUCGCCCUCAAUUACCUGCAGCUCCUGGUGCACCCCAACCCCCCCUCGGUGCUUUUCGGGGCCGACAAGGACACAGAGGUGGCAGCUCCCUGGACAGAGGAGACCAUCAAGCAGUGCCUGUACCUGUACCUGGCCCUGCUGCCCCACAACCACAAGCUGAUCCACGAGCUCGCCUCCGUCUACACCGAGGCCAUCGCCGACAUCAAACGGACGGUGCUGCGCGUCAUCGAGCAGCCCAUCCGAGGGAUGGGGAUGAAUUCCCCCGAGCUGCUCCUGCUGGUCGAGAACUGCCCCAAAGGCGCCGAGACUUUGGUGACGCGGUGCCUGCACAGCCUGACGGACAAAGUGCCGCCCUCACCUGAGCUGGUGAAGAGAGUUCGGGAUCUGUACCACAAACGGCUCCCGGACGUCAGGUUCCUGAUCCCCGUCCUCAACGGGCUGGAGAAGAAAGAAGUGAUUCAGGCAUUGCCCAAACUCAUCAAACUCAACCCCAUCGUGGUGAAGGAGGUGUUCAACCGACUGCUGGGGGACUCAGCACGGGGGACUCAGCACGGUGACGGUGCCUCGGCCGUGUCCCCCCUGAACCCCGGGGAGCUCCUGAUCGCCCUGCACAACAUCGACUCCUCCAAGUGUGACAUGAAAUCCAUCAUCAAAGUGCCAGUGACAGUUCCAGUGACAGUUCCAGUGCCACCAGUCUGGCGAUGGUGCCAGUGCAGGUGCCACCAGCCGGGUGACAGCGGCGCGGUGUCCCCGCAGUCCCUGGACCUGCAGCGCCCCAUCGACAAGCGCGUGUACAAGGGCACGCAGCCCACGUGCCACGACUUCAACCAGUUCACGGCGGGCACCGAGACCCUGGCACUGCUCGUGGGCUUCUCGGCCGGCCAGGUGCAGUACCUGGACCUGGCCAAGAAGGACAGUGCUGGCCGGCUCUUCAAUGAGGAGCGCCUCAUCGACAAAUCCAAGGUCACCUUGGUCAAGUGGCUACCGGACACCGAGCGCCUCUUCCUGGCGUCCCACGCCAGCGGCCACCUGUACCUGUACGACUCAGAACAACCCUGCGGGGCCACCAGCCCUCAGUACACGCUGGUCACGCAAGGAGAGGGCUUCAGGGUCUUCUCCUGCAAGAGCAAAACCCCUCGGAACCCUCUGCUGAAAUGGGCCGUGGGCUCGGGGCCACUCAACGAGUUCGCCUUCUCGCCGGACGGGCGCUCGUUGGCUUGCGUUAGCCAGGACGGCGUUCUCAGAGUUUUCCACUUCUCCUCCAUGCUGCUCCAAGGAAUGAUGAGGAGUUAUUUUGGUGGCCUCCUCUGCGUCUGCUGGAGCCCCGACGGUCGUUACGUGGUCACCGGCGGCGAGGACGACCUGGUCACCGUGUGGUCGUUCGCCGAAGGUCGAGUGGUAGCCCGCGGCCACGGUCACAAAUCGUGGGUCAACGCCGUGGCUUUCGACCCUUUCACUCCUUCGUCAUCGUCUUCGUCCGACGGAGUCGGGGACGGACAAGGGGACACGCCUGAGGACCCCCCAAGUGUCACCUACCGCUUCGGCUCGGCCGGCCAGGACACCCAGUUCUGUUUGUGGGACCUCACCGAGGACGUGCUGGACCCUCCCCGCGCUCGCCCCAUCCCCGAAGACCCCCCACCCUUUAUCCCGGGGGGGUUACCACGUUCUUUAUCCCGUUCCAACAGCCUCCCCCAACCCGGUGGGGGUCCCCAAAUCUCUCCGAGAGUCCCCCCGAUUCCCGUUUUAAACUUCGGGCGUUUCGCCACUUUAACUUUACGGGAUCCCCCCGAAAAGGAGCACAAACGUUAUCACAGCUUGGGUAACAUCAGCCGAGGUGGGGGGAACGUGGAGAAACCCCCCGGGGGUGGCACGGGGGGGUCUCGGGGGUCUUUGGACACGGCCAAAGUGUUGGGGACGGCGCUGUGCCCUCGGCUGCACGAGGUGCCCCUGCUCGAGCCGCUGGUGUGCAAGAAAAUCGCGCAGGAGAGGCUGACGGUGCUGCUGUUCCUGGAGGAUUGCAUCGUGACGGCGUGCCAGGAGGGGCUCAUCUGCACCUGGGCACGGCCAGGGGUCUCUGGCCUGUCCUCGCAGAACGGCGGCUCCCCGAGCGGCACCGUGGUGUAGCCGUCACCUGUGUCACCCGCCAGGACACGUGUCACCUGUGCCACCCUCGGUGUCACCUUUGUCACCUCCCCCAGGGACUCUCGGGUCACCCGCAGUGCCACCCCCUGUACUACUGACCCCCCCCCCCCCUCUCCGCGGUGUCACCUCUGUCCCCUCCGGCAGUGCCACCUCUGUCCCCUUUGUCCCCAAGGUGGCACCGCCGGGCCCGGGGACCUCCCCUCCCCCUCCCCGUGCCUUUGUCACUUUAUUGUCCCCGAGGGGGUCACCGCGUCCCCUCCCCCCUUAU
Molecule: messenger RNA, 4739 nt
Organism: Cinclus cinclus
Lineage: Eukaryota; Metazoa; Chordata; Aves; Passeriformes; Cinclidae
Gene: SYMPK
Product: symplekin scaffold protein
Exons: 25
Coding region: 92-4453 (1453 amino acids)
Cellular component (GO): mRNA cleavage and polyadenylation specificity factor complex
Molecular function (GO): protein binding
Source: RefSeq, a predicted model, not a curated record